Messenger RNA from Xiphophorus hellerii (green swordtail), 3334 nucleotides. RefSeq names its product arginyltransferase 1 (gene ate1). NCBI's taxonomy places the organism in Eukaryota, Metazoa, Chordata, Actinopteri, Cyprinodontiformes, Poeciliidae. Bases 76 to 1713 code for a protein of 545 amino acids. Gene Ontology annotation, cellular component: cytoplasm. The record is from RefSeq and is a predicted model, not a curated record. Gene Ontology annotation, biological process: protein arginylation. The transcript is spliced from 13 exons. Gene Ontology annotation, molecular function: arginyl-tRNA--protein transferase activity.
UAGGCUGUGGGCGGAGUACCCGUCACCGGUUGACCUACCAAACUCAGCUGUCAGCUGUGUGUCUGCAUUGUAAAGAUGGCAGGAAGCAACUCUUAUACUAUAGUAGAAUAUUUUGGAGGGGAUGAUGGCUACCGCUGCGGUUACUGCAAAAAUGAUAAGGGAAACUUCUCUCACGGAAUGUGGUCUCAUUCUAUGACCGUACAAGACUACCAAGAUUUAAUCGAUCGGGGAUGGAGAAGAAGUGGAAAAUAUGUUUACAAGCCCAUAAUGAAGAAGACAUGCUGUCCUCAGUAUACCAUCAGGUGUCAUGCACUGAAUUUCCAGCCUUCUAAAUCUCAUAAGAAAAUCUUGAAGAAAAUGAGCAAAUAUAUUUCUAAAGGAGAACUGCCAACAGCACAGGCGGAUGGGGAGCCAAUGGAUUCUGUCUGCGAAGAAGCUGGUCCACGGGAACCUACUAAAGUCUGUCAGUCAGAUUUAAAAGUUGUUGCUAACGCAGAUAUUAAAGAUGAAGUACCAAACUGUUCCGCUGCUACAGAAGUUCAGAAAAACUCAGAGGAUUCUACAGCUGGAAGUUCAGAAAAUUUCCAGAAUGAUUCAGCUUCAGUCUCAGAAGGGGGAACAGAUGCCAAAGCUUCUAAGCCAGGGUUGGGAGCAGAUCCUAGCCGUCCGCCUUGCAGAAAGGCCAAAGAUUUAAGAAAGGAGCGUCGUCUUCAGAAAGACCAGAAAAGACAACAUGGUGCUGGAAUCUCGCUAGCAAAGCCUGCCAAUACUAACCAACCCAAAACACUGGAGGAGUUCAUCAGCGAGUCUUUAGAGGACAACUCCUCUGAUCGCCUUGAGGUGAGGCUAGUGCGCUCCAAUCCCCCUAGCCAGCAGUUCAAAGCCUCUUUCGACGCCUCCUACCAGGUGUACAAACUCUACCAGAUGGCCAUUCACAAGGAUCCUCCUGACAAACCCUCCGAGAGCCAGGUGAGGCUAGUGCCGGUGAACUUUGAGGACUCCCAGUUCUCUGCGUCGUAUCAACAAUCGGCGGCGCUGUACGCCCGCUACCAGAUGGCCAUUCAUGGUGAUGACCCAAGUGAAUGUAGAGAGAGUGAGUUCCGGAGAUUUCUUUGUGAUUCACCACUAGAGGCAGAACAUUCUCCAGAUGGACCGGAGAUGGGAUACGGCUCCUUCCACCAACAGUACUGGCUGGAUGGACGCAUCGUAGCCGUGGGAGUGAUUGACAUCUUGCCUGCAUGUGUGUCUUCUGUCUACCUUUACUACCACCCAGACUUUACAUCGCUGUCUUUAGGGUCCUACUCUGCUCUCAGGGAGAUUGCUUUCACAAGGAAACUGCAGAAACAGUCCACCAAGCUGUGCUACUACUACCUGGGCUUCUACGUCCACUCCUGCCCCAAGAUGCGCUACAAGGGACAGUACCGGCCCGCUGACCUCCUCUGCCCAGAAUCCUACACUUGGGUUUCUGUGGAGCAAUGCAUACCGCUGCUCAACAACUCCCGCUAUGCUCGUUUAAAUCAGGACCCUGAUGCAGGAGACUCUCAGGCGGUGAAGGAUGUGGGCAGAGCGCUGGUGCUGCACAAGCGGACCGUCAUGCCCUACAUAGUGUACAGCUGCAAAUUUAAGGGCCGCAGCGACACGGCCGAGGUGCAGGAGUACGCCAGCUUGGUCGGUCAGGACUGCGUGGAAAGGAUCUUACUCUACCGCUCCUGAACACGGAGCAUCGCCCCACUGCCACCUCACCCUGGAGAAUCAUCUGUUUUGAUUAAAAGAGCUCCCUGCUGCAGCCUCACUAUGUUUGCUUCAACACAAUCUACUGUGAGCAGGUACCUAAUCAUACACACAGCCCAAUCAAUAAGAAUAUCAAUGAAAAGCUCAUUUAAAUCAGAAAGUAGUAUUUUGCUAACAGUGACAUUUUGAUGAUUAUGGCUUAUAGCUGAAAAACAUUUUUAGGACUAUUAAUUUUACAUGAGACAAAAAAUAAUUAGUACAGAGGUUUCCUAUUUCCAUAUUCAUUUUUUGUUAUUUAUAUGUACAUAUACAUAACUUUAUCUUUCAUUGACUUGACAGAAAAAUUUCACCCAACAAUAUUAAAAACUAUGCAUAUUACAAAUAUGGAUUCAUGCAUUUUCAAGGAAACCUAAAGGGUCAUUUUGUUUGUCUUUUUUUGGCUUAUAGCCCAGUUUAAUAUCAGUGUUUUAACCUACACCUCUGAUGUUUAACUGCGCAUGAAUUAAGGGGGUCAGACAAGAAACCAAACCACUGAAGCAAUCAUUUUUAAACAGAACAAAGGUAUAAAAGUUUACAAACUGUGUCAAAGCGUUGUAGAUUUUGAAACAGAGCUGAUCUGAACUAAUCCAGAUGGCAGCAAAAGCAGGGAAUAGCUCUUUAUCAAGUGUGUUGUUUCAGGAUUUGUAAAAUAUACAGAUAAUCAGCCCAGACUAAUGAAAAUUCUUGAAAAUUUUCAAUUUUGCAUUUUUUUUUGUGCUUAAAUUUUCAGAAUACAAAAGAAAUUUGCAAAAGCAUGAAAAUUUCAGGCUAGAAAAGUGUUUCAGUAAAAAAAAAAAAGGAAUACUAAGUCCAAAAAUGUUAACCUACUUAAAUUUAUAUCUAUGUAUUUUACAAUAUACAAACUUGUUAGUCAAGGUUCCUUUUCCAUCAAUUGCAUUAAUACAACGUUGCAUGGAGGCACAGGUUGCUUUUUUCAUCUCACUUUAUCCUUCCACUUAACUUUCCAUCAUUAUGCUGGGUAACAGGACUCCGAACAUCCAGCUUCUGUCACAAUGACCUUUUGUCCUAUAAAGGGUGUCUUUGACUGCUGGUUUUUAUGCUGUCGUACUCAAGUGAGUUUCAUUAGCUGUAGGCCAUAAUCAUCCAAAUGAAUAAAAUUACUGAAUUAAAUGACCUUUUCAUUGAUGAUGUAAUUUAUUGAGAUGUUUUUCUGACUUGCUACAAGACCGGUCAACUGAAUAUUUUUAUUCUUUUUUUUUUUUUUGAGACGAUAAUCAGUUUGAAUUCUUCUCUUUUAAACCAUCCUUAAAUUUUAUGUUUAAGUUUUUAUGUUGGAAACCAGCAUCGGUUUAGAAACCUGACUCCAGUUUGACUUCACUGCUUCCUUAAUGACAUGUUCUGUUUUGAAAGUCAACUAUUUGUCUUCUUUGUUUUACUUUUAUUCAAUAAGAAACACAUUUAUUGUCUCAUAUUAAACUACAGUAAUUUAAUGACUUUCAUGUACAAGGUUACUUUAAACCAUGUUUCUGUUUUAAGUGUAAUUUUCUUUAUAUAGUCUUUCUGUUCUUUUGUUUGUUUAAACCAAAUAAACAGUUUGCAUAUU